GUACAGCUGCACUAGCCAUAACAAGGGCCGGAGCGGUCAGCUGACGCUCACUGGGCCCGGGGCUGCUGUUGCCUGUGUCAUUACAUUGGUAGCUGCGGCCGAGGACACUACUGGGGCAGUUGAACCAGUGACUCUGAGAAGUGCGGAACGGCAGCUAGACAGUAAGAGGCCGGGUAGAGCACCAGUGACAAUCGCUAGACGCGUGCUGAAGACAGGAGUCAAGGACACACUCUGGCUAUGGGUUGGAAAGUACCUGUUUGUGUUGUGGUGAUGUUUGCCCUCACAGGUAUUGUGGGGCAACAGUUGAAUUUGGGAGAUGCUGCAAACUUUGCAGAGAACAUAGAAAGUCCUGACGAUGUGCCACAGAUAGCAGACUGGAAAGAACGAUGCCGUGCAACUGUUGGAGAGGAUGCUGUAAAUGAUAUAGAGGAGUCUGGCAGUAAUUUAGGAGACUGUGUUGGCCGUCAAAUCAACUGGAGCAAACUUCAAGUAGAAAUAAAUCGUAGCAUACCAAGGGGAGAGCUGGAUUUGGUCUUCAAGAAGUACUGUGGCCGUCGUGAUCGUCUCAUGGCUUGUGCUGAAGCUCUGUUUACCAAACUUGAAAGGUGUAUGAAUGAAAGAGAGCUGCGUGACCUGAACAUUACCAGGAAGGCCAUAGAUGCUGGAAUAGACUUUAUUUGCCAUAAUGAUGGAGACAAAAUUGCUUUGUUCAUGGCUGAGGAGGGAGAAGAAUGUAUAAACAGCCAGAAAGACAAAAUACAGUCUUGUAUUGAAGAAAAGGUACCUGAUCUUGAAGAGACGCAAAGUGACCCUUUGAGUAUUGGUAUUAAUGAUCUCGUAAUAAAUGAAGAAAACUGCAAAAAAGUAAAUGCUAUGCACCAAUGUGUAGUGAAGUACACUGAGCAAUGUGAAGACCCAACCCCAUCUAACAUCCUUGACUCGCUGAUCAUGCAAAUUUUGAAGGUGACGCCAUGUUGGCAGACCAGCAGUGCUCCAACCUUCAUGUCUCCCACUCAGUACCUCUUACCUCACUUGCUCACACUACUGGCUGCUGCACUCACUGCUGCUAAUAUACUUCUUUAAUAUUCUAUGGGUAAACUUCUCUGUAAACCAGUACAGAUGUACUUGAUUGCAGAGCGACAAAAGUUUGACAGUUGGUGGUCCUAAAGUGAAUGCAGCUAAUGGGACAGAUUGUGUUGCACACUCAAGGCUGAUCUCAUAAGUUUAAUUAUAAUCUAACAUUAGAUUAGAAGGAAAUGUUAGACUGGCCUCGGUCAUUUGAUGUUAUGUACAUUCCUCUGCUUUAAAUAGAUCUGUUUGAAUUGUAAAUAGGUACUCAAUAUUUUUAUAUUCCUAAAUAAGCAAUGUUUAGUUAUGCAUAGUAGGUUUUGUUUGACGUGUAGCCUUGAAAUAUCUGAAUUUUAAUAACUUUAAUGUUGAAGAUUCGCUUCAAUUUUUAAGUUUAAAUUUCCUGUAAUGUUAAUUAUACCAGCAUUUCAUUUGCUCUAUUCUCGUUAAAAUGUCUUUCAAAUUUAACUUUUCUGCAAUAUUUGUUGCCACCCAUUUUCAAAUCUCUACUCUAAUUUUGUUGUUGUUUACCCUAAAUGUUGAAAUUAUUCAAAAUGGAGUACUGUGACUUGUCACUUAACCAAAUUGGUUUUUAAAAUACAUUUUGUGCAAGAAUAUUAAAACUGUCAAUUUUCUAAAAUGUAUUACACUAAGGCUAUAGUUCAUAACAAUGUGCAUUAUACACAGCAAUUCAGUUGACUUGGACACAUUGUGGCUUAUUUUCCUAAAUUUGUAUUGGUAGAACAGUGCUAAAAAUGAAGUGUCUUUUUGUACAUGAAAGUUGUAGCCCUUGCAGGCAAAGAAAUUAAAAUAUAUAUAAUUUAAUUUCUUUGUCUAAAUUGCUACUAAAAGAUAGUUCAUGGUUUAAUGACUGUUCUUGUCUUGCUGUGCUAUAAGCAGUUUUGUACUUCACUGCUGUGAAUGAUUGUGAUUGGUAAUGCAAGAAGUGUAUAUUGACAUAGUGCAAUCUAUAGUGUGGUGUUAAGCUUUUAGUAAAGUCUUAUUAGUUGGUAA
Messenger RNA from Procambarus clarkii (red swamp crayfish), 2082 nucleotides. RefSeq names its product 27 kDa glycoprotein. Lineage: Eukaryota; Metazoa; Arthropoda; Malacostraca; Decapoda; Cambaridae. The record is from RefSeq and is a predicted model, not a curated record.